AUGAAAGCUCCGGGUCUGGAAGAAGACAUAGGCUACAAUCCGAUCGUCUCAAGCAUCAAGACAGAAUCUGGCCUGUCUCGUGAGAGUGGAACAUUCUCCGAGUACAGUCUCCAAGGAUCGGUUAAAGAUGAAUUCGUUGAAGAUGUAAAAAAUCGACUGAGAGGACUUUGUGACAAUGUCGAAGCUGAACCCUUUCUUGAUCACGAAAUAACUUACAAGCUGGAAAAUUCAACUGGGGGUUCGGCCACUCUUCGUGUUUCUCGCUCCAUGGCACAGAGCAAAAUGCCCUGGCAACUGAAAUAUGUCGGUGCGGUGGAGUCGGCAACCAAGUCUUGUCUGAUGCGAAACCAAGUGACCGUCGGAUGCUCCGAAAACGUCACUUCUUUCUUGACCGAACUGGGCUUCCGAGCCGAGACAGAAUUUCUCAACAAGGGCUAUCUCUACCGAAAAGGGCGAGUGAAGAUCACUCUCUCAAAGCUGAACAAAAUGAAGGAGCCAGGACAAUCGGCAGAAGCAAAUCGAAUUCCAUUGACAAAGAGUCAUUUUGUCGAGGUCUCUGUUACUGUGCUCACUGGAACUGAAGAUCCAGGAAAGCUUUCGACUUGA
Molecule: messenger RNA, 606 nt
Organism: Oikopleura dioica
Lineage: Eukaryota; Metazoa; Chordata; Appendicularia; Copelata; Oikopleuridae
Source: the annotation of a GenBank genome assembly